Messenger RNA from Ciona intestinalis (vase tunicate), 1389 nucleotides. Lineage: Eukaryota; Metazoa; Chordata; Ascidiacea; Phlebobranchia; Cionidae. The record is from RefSeq and is a predicted model, not a curated record.
UAUAUAUCCUUUUUUCAGAAUAAUUAGGACAAUAUGACUGAGGAUGUGGUUAAAGUAAAGAAACGUAAACAUACAAAAGAUGAAACUCAAGAGGAAGAGGAAGCUCAAAAGGAAGUAAAGGAAAAAACAAAGAAAAAAAAGAAGUCAAAAAACAAGAUGCAAAAGACCGAAGAAAAUGAAAUUUCACCCGAAAAAUCCAUUGAACCGACCCCUGCAGCCAAGCCUGAAGAAGAAAAAAAUAAAGAAGAUAAGCCCAAGGAAGAAAAUACCGAAAUUAUAAAGGAAACAAACAAAGAAAAUUCAGAGACUGAUGGAAAAAAGAAGAAGAAGCGAAAGAAGAAGAAACAGCUGCCUCCACUUCCUAAUCCAGAUCCAGGAGCUUUUGAAGCCAUGUUAACAAGUAAUGAAAAUAAAGAAGAGGAGGAGGUGGUAAACAAAGAAAGUGAUCCUGAGAAAGAAGAAACUGCGCAAAACGAAGAGGAACCAGAAACGAAAAUUCGCAAAACUCCCAAGAAGAUGAAGAACAAAAAGAAAGAACCUGCAAAGUUUGAAGAGAAGAAAGAAGAAGAGGAAGAAACUGAUGUAAACGUCGCAAAAUCUCAAGCUCUUGAAUAUUUGGACCUCUGGCAUAAAGACAAAGAAAAUUGGUCAUUUAAAAAAGUUCGACAGACUUGGCUGCUGCAACAUAUUUACGAUGAUGAGGCAAUAGGUAAAAAACAAUUCAAAAUCUUGUUAGAGUACCUGCAGAAUGCAAAGGGUGCAGCAAAAUCGAAGACUGUUAAAGAAGCGGAAAAAUAUUUUAAUGAUAACGAAAACAGCCAAGAUGCGGCUGAUGUAAAACUAAAACGAGCAAAAAAAAUUAUUCAAAAUAUAACGGAAUAAUCAACUUAGUAGUUGUACUUUCGAUAAACCUAUAUUUAUAUAGCGCAAAGUUUCAUCUUGAAAAAGGAUCUCCCAGUCAGCCAGCAAUAGCAAUGAUACAGAGUAUGAAUUUAUGUUACUCAUUUACCUUGUCCUUAUUUUUGGAGGGUUUUGCAUCUAUAAAUGUCAUUUUUAAUAUUUCUCUUCUGACUGACGCCUCUACAACCUCAGCCACAUCUGUUCUAAAAAUAUUCUUCUUUUUCACGAAUUCUCUCCAAAGUUCAAUACCUCCCCCCACACCAAAGUAAAAGGACUUCGCUGCCAAAAUCACACACCCAUUCUGAUGCAAACAUGUCUCCAACAACCCGUGUAGGUUCUCGUAGUUUGCUACGUCAUAUAUUGUCUCAGCUGUAAGAAUAGUUUCGAAUUUUAUGUCUACAUUUUGUGCCACUUCUCCCCAAUCUCCACUGAUAAAAGAAUAUUGACACUCAGUUUUGAUAUCUGUUUCCAGGAAUUUUUCAAAAGAAU